AUGAGUGGGCUCAGGGAUAAAAGUGUUGGAAUCUUCUGCUGUCUUGUGUUGCUCGUUGUCAGCUUCACUUCCUUAUAUUUAAGAUAUGUAGCGAGCCUCGUCCCUGCGGACAGUCUGCUGGUGGCCAGUGAGGGAAAUCUGAGCAUCAAUUUAGACUACACGCUCAACUUUGGGGCCAGACAGGAUGUUGAAACGCGCACAUCUUGGAAAGCUCCUAUCAUCUGGGAGGGGAUGUUUGACCCCAAACUUUACGACCAAAAGCACAUCCAAAAAAAAUCAUCUGUGGCCCUCACUGUGUUUGCUGUGGGAAGGUACCUGGAUGCCUACCUGAAGACUUUCCUUACCUCUGCAGAACAACAUUUCAUGUUGGGAUUACAAGUGACAUAUUACGUGUUCACGGAUCAACCAGACAAGGUACCACACAUCGAGCUUGGUCCUCAGCGAAGCCUGAAGGUUAUCCAGGUGGAAAAGCACUCCAGGUGGCAGGACAUCUCUAUGAUGCGCAUGAAAACGAUAUCAGAUACCAUAGAAUCAGAGAUUCGUCACCGCUGCAAUUACGUCUUCUGCUUAGACGUGGAUCAGGAGUUUAAGGGAAGAUUUGGAUCAGAGGCUCUGGGGGAUUCUGUAGCUCAGAUACAUGCUGGCUUUUUCAAAGCUCCACAGCAAAGCCUCACCUAUGACAGAAACCCCAAAUCCAAAGCCUUCAUGGAAAGCGGAGAUUACUACUACCAUGCUGCUCUCUUUGGAGGCCUGUGUGAACAUGUGAAGAGUUUGGCAGAUCACUGCUUUCUGGGUAUCAUGGAGGACAAACUAAAUGAUGUGGAGGCUCUGUGGCACGAUGAGAGUCAUCUAAACAAAUACUUUUGGCUUCACAAACCAACCAGGUUGCUCUCCCCCGAGUACUGCUGGGACCAGGUUUCCAACAAGGACAACAUACAAGUCAUCCGCCUAAUAUGGGCACCAAAACAUUAUGACACGCUUCGUACUAAGUAGAGUGGCUAGAAGAGCAAGAAAUUGCAAUAACUCAGUGCAAGAUUGUUUACUGAAAGGCUUUGUGUUGGACUCUUACCUAGGAAAGAAAUAACAGAAUUAACCUUUCUUUUUGACUUUGUUGAAAAUCCAACUCAGGUAAAUCUUAAUUGUCUUUGUCAAGGAUGUGUUGAAAGGAUUAUGUUGACAAAAAGUUUUGAUAUCAAAUCUGCGUUACUUAACAUAUUAAAGAUGUCUUCAAUACAUGGUUUUAUACAAAGAAAUUCUGACCUCCAUCUUUUGGCUUUCUGAGGGAAUUUGUCCUGGUUGUGUGUAUUUUGUGUUUGGUGUUUUUUCAUUUCUCCCCUCCUCCCUUUUUUGUUGGUUGUUCUCUCCUGGCAGGGCUGGGGCCUGUUGAUGGCCAGGCUGGCUGAGCUGGCUUCUUUACGAGGCACACCAGCACUUUAGCAGGGUACUGUAUCCGUGUCACAUUCUCAUUAGGGGCUGAGCCCCUCUAAAGGUCUGAUCCUAGAAUUGCCCCUUUAUUGACAAUUGUAUAAUGAAGCAUGGUGCUUCACAUUGUAUUCUGAUCAAUACUGCCAUCUAUAUGAAAACUGAAACUGCAUCAUGUAAAUGUAUGUUAAGCAGAUUAAAUGAUUGUUUUUGUUUUCUCUUCAUUGGGACCUUGUAAUACUGCACUACUUCUGUAACAUGUUCAUGCUAUUUAUGUGUUUAUGUUAAUUGGACUAAAAAGAUGAAGUCUGCUUCCAUGACAUUUGUGUAUCGUGAAACAAAAAAUGUUGCCAUGUAACAAGCCUGUGAAUAAU
Messenger RNA from Perca flavescens (yellow perch), 1796 nucleotides. Its product is annotated as N-acetyllactosaminide alpha-1,3-galactosyltransferase. Bases 1 to 993 code for a protein of 330 amino acids. Gene Ontology annotation, molecular function: hexosyltransferase activity. Gene Ontology annotation, biological process: carbohydrate metabolic process. Lineage: Eukaryota; Metazoa; Chordata; Actinopteri; Perciformes; Percidae. The record is from RefSeq and is a predicted model, not a curated record. The transcript has 5 exons. Gene Ontology annotation, cellular component: membrane; Golgi apparatus; vesicle.